UAACCAUUAAUUAUCCAUCAUGCCAAAGUUCUAUAUAUAUUCCAAUAUUUAGAUCACUCACUCACCAUAUGUUACAACUUUCAUCCAAAAUACACACACAAUGGAUUUUUAUCCAGAGACACUUGCACACAUUAACAAUGGCUUUGAGCUACACGAUUUCAUUGAAGAUCCAAACUUUAAUCAAUUCAUCAACUUGAUUCGUGGGGAAGAAAAUGAAGAUACGACUACUAUGUGUAACUUCAAUUCUGACCUAAUCAUGAAUCAAAGCUUUGUUGAUAACUCAUUCCUUUCAUUUCCUACAAACACAUUUGAUCACUCCAAUAAUAAUUUUGUCACCCCUUUUGAUCCAACUUCUUCACUUGGCUCUUUCUCUUGUUUUGAUGGAGAAGCUAAGGGUGAAAUAAGAGAAGAAAAUGAUAAUGAUGAUGAUGAUGAUAAUUAUUCUUCUCCAACAACAACUACAAGUGGUGAUACUAAGCCAAGGUUGAAAACGGAUAGGUCCAAGACUUUGGAAUCUGAGAGGAGGAGGCGCGGUCGAAUGAAGGAUAAGCUCUAUGCAUUGCGAUCUUUGGUUCCCAAUAUAUCAAAGAUGGAUAAGGCUUCUAUAAUUGGAGAUGCUGUUUCAUAUAUGCAAGAACUUCAAUCACAAGCCAAGAAGCUUAAGGCUGAGGUUUCAGGACUUGAAGCAUCCUUAGCAGCAUCCAAAUCUCAUCAAGGAUCAAUUGAAAACCACAAAAAGAUUCAAUUCAAUGAUAACACUAGUUCAAUAUGCAAGAAAAUUGUCCAGAUGGAUAUGUUUCAAGUGGAUGAAAGAGGGUUUUAUGUUAAAAUAGUAUGCAACAAAGGAGAAAGAGUGGCUGCUUCAUUGUACAAGUCUCUUGAAUCUUUGAGAGAUUUCAAUGUUCAAAAUUCAAAUUUGGCCACAGCUUCUGACAAAUUUCUACUUACAUUUUCAUUUAAUGUAAAAAACUCAGAGCCAAUAAUCAACCUGCCCAAUUUAAAGCUAUGGGUGAUUGGAGCUUUUCUAAAUCAAGGCUUUGAAUUCUUACCUUCUUUUUAAUCUUGAUAACUAAUGUAAUGUUUUAAUCUAAUUCAGGAUGUUUUAGAUGGAUUAUUAUGAGGCAUAGAAUUCUAUAAUAUUUAUGCUUUUGGUUGGAGGUUAACUAUUGUCUCUUUGUCUUUUAUUUAUGUAGCAUCUUUUUUAUUAAUAUCUUAUUUUUAAAUCUUUGUUUUGUAUUUUUAGUUCUUAACAUGUGUCGGGCAUUUGUUAGCAUUAUCUUUUUUUA
Molecule: messenger RNA, 1286 nt
Organism: Vicia villosa (hairy vetch)
Lineage: Eukaryota; Viridiplantae; Streptophyta; Magnoliopsida; Fabales; Fabaceae
Product: transcription factor FER-LIKE IRON DEFICIENCY-INDUCED TRANSCRIPTION FACTOR-like
Exons: 4
Coding region: 101-1060 (319 amino acids)
Biological process (GO): regulation of DNA-templated transcription
Cellular component (GO): nucleus
Molecular function (GO): sequence-specific DNA binding; DNA-binding transcription factor activity; protein dimerization activity
Source: RefSeq, a predicted model, not a curated record